CUCUUUCCUACCGUUUUGAUCUUCGAAUAUUAUUAUUAUCAAAAUAAAUAACAAAUCAUACCAACAAGAAGCGGAAAAGAAAAGAAAAUAGGUCCGCGUCCAGGAAACUCUGGGAAGAUUUUCGGGCAAAGCGCAGAAAUCGCGAGCUAAGAACGCGCGUCGGCAGAUCGUCUCCCACCGCCGUCCUCCGCUCCUCUCGCAGGCGAUAGGUUUCGUCGCCGGUGGUUAUCUCUCAGAGCCUUUUUUGUUGUUCUGCUACUUCUUCGAAUCUCCGUCGCCUCAGAUUGCGCGGAAUCGCUGAGAUCGUGCGGGAGAGAGGAAGGCGAACGCACGUAGAUCGGAGGAGAGGUCGUAUCUUUUCCAGACGAUCACCACCGCUCCGCCGGAUCUGUCUCCGUUGAUCCGUUAGUGGUCAUUCUCAGCAUUUGUGAGGACAUCGCUGAAAACCCUAGAAGCAAGCAAUCAUGGCAUCUAUCGAUACUUUCACUGACAAAGACGCUGUGUUUAGGAAACUCAGAGGAAAAGCUGAGAACAAAGUGUGCUUUGAUUGUAAUGCAAAGAAUCCUACGUGGGCAUCUGUAACCUUUGGGGUCUUUCUCUGCAUCGAUUGUUCUGCUAUUCAUCGUAGCCUUGGUGUGCAUCUGACGUUUGUCAGGUCCACCACUUUAGACUCAUGGACGCCUGAGCAGUUAAGAAUGAUGACUUUCGGUGGAAAUAAUCGCGCACAAGUGUUCUUUAAGCAGCAUGGCUGGACUGACGGGGGAAAAAUCGAGGGCAAGUAUACAUCUAGAGCUGCUGAUUUGUAUAGACAAGUUCUCUCGAAGGAGGUGGCAAAAAGUAUGGCAGAAGAUAUAACCCUGCCGUCACCACCAGUUUCUUCUCAGUCAGCUGAAGGCACGAAUGGGGUUGUUGAUGUGACUGGAACUGACUCCUCUAAAGAAACAUCAUUAGAAAAGCAAGAAACACCUGUGGCAGCUGUUUCGUCAGCACCCCCUUCAAAAGUUCAUUCAGUGGUUACCACUUCUACAGUCAAGAAGCCUCUUGGAGCGAGGAAAACUGGGAAGACUGGGGGUCUUGGCGCCAAAAAGCUCGCUACAAAGCCAAAUGAAAGUCUCUAUGACCAGAAGCCUGAAGAAUUACCACUUCCUGUUCCAUUGUCUUCGACUGGCAACCCAAAAAGUGGGGCAUCUCUUGCAUCCCGUUUUGAGUAUGUAGACAAUGUCCAGCCCGUGGAUGUGGUUCCUGGUGGACAACGAGUGAUUAGCCAUGUUUCUGCACCAAAGUCAUCAAACUUCUUUGCAGAUUUUGGAAUGGAUAGUGGUUACCAGAAAAAAGGGAACUCAAGUUCCUCUAGAGUGCAAAUCGAGGAGACGGAUGAAGCUAGGAAAAAGUUCUCAAAUGCCAAGUCGAUUUCAUCGGCUCAAUUUUUUGGCGAUAAGAAUAAAUCAGCGGAUGUUGGUGCCCAAGCUUCUUUGGAGAAAUUCUCGGGUUCUUCGUCCAUCUCGAGUGCGGAUCUUUUUGGUCACAGCAACGAUAAUGCAAACAUCGAUCUCGCUGCAAGUGACAUGAUCAAUCGGCUGUCCUUCCAGACGCAACAAGAUAUUGCCUCGUUGAAGAACAUGGCCGGAGAGACAACGAAGAAGCUCAGUUCCUUAGCAUCUUCAUUGAUGACAGACCUUCAAGACCGAAUCCUUUGAUCUGAAACGCAUUUCAAACAUCUGGAAAACCAUAGGAGAGCUUCCUUGCUGCCAUUUGGUACGUGGUAGGGAUCCAAAUAGAAAGAAACCAAAAAUAGUUGAGUUGAGAACGCUUGAAUUUCCCCAGAGGCUGGAGUUUUUAUUAUUUUUGAACACCAUUGGUCGGGAGAUUUGUAUAGUGGUAAGCUGUCUUUUACUGUCUGUUGUGUGUUGUGGGCGAAAUCCCUGAUGUUUGUGAUGUACCCAUGUAUUAGAAAGCAUUUCAGAACGCUCUUUGUACUACCAUCUGUUAAAAAAUACUUAGUAUGUCAUUAGCCUAACAUAAUUAUGAAUAAAAUACCCAUGGGUAUGGGCAAAAUUGCCAUCCCUAAAUACAUCGUUACUGAUCCCUAGCUAGUUAAGCAGUGCAAGAUGAGAUCUAGCUAGCUAGGGCAUAAAGUAUAUAUAGUACAAUAACAUAUGAGUUCAUCUUGAUGUGUGGCAGCUGGUUUCCUAGCUUAAUUAGUGCCGUUUCGGGAGUGUAGCAAGGUGACCCUUUUCCUGGAGAGACUUGACAGUUUCAUACAAGCAUUGCUUCACCGGUGUGAACUCCAGCCCUAGCUCCUUCACCUUCUGGCAGUUGAACUUGUGUGGUUUAGCUAUUGGCUUCUUCUCAUCCGAGCACUUGGUGGGCAGAGGAUACUCCGGGAAGAGCUCGCCGAGGAUCUCCACCACCUCGCCGCGGUGGAUGACGCUGUCGACGCAGAGGUACCGGCCGGAGGCGGGCUGGGCCUCGAACACGAGGACGUGGGCCUGGGCCACGUCCCUGACGUGGACGUAGCCUUGGACCGCGUUGGCGUAGGUGUUGACCCAACCGGCCAGGUAUUUGAGGAUGUGGACGCUGCUCGCGUUGACGCUGGAUUGCAGCAGCGGGCCCAGCACCACCACUGGGUUCACCACCACCAGAUCCACGCCCAGCUCCUUCGCCAGCUUCCACGCCGU
Linum tenue is the source of this 2678-nucleotide messenger RNA. The record is from the annotation of a GenBank genome assembly. NCBI's taxonomy places the organism in Eukaryota, Viridiplantae, Streptophyta, Magnoliopsida, Malpighiales, Linaceae.